This is a messenger RNA of Homarus americanus (American lobster), 1515 nucleotides long. RefSeq names its product actin-related protein 2/3 complex subunit 5-C-like (gene Arpc5). The record is from RefSeq and is a predicted model, not a curated record. The coding region runs from base 153 to 614 and encodes 153 amino acids. Gene Ontology annotation, cellular component: actin cytoskeleton; cytoplasm; Arp2/3 protein complex. The transcript has 4 exons. Gene Ontology annotation, molecular function: actin filament binding. Gene Ontology annotation, biological process: Arp2/3 complex-mediated actin nucleation; cell migration; regulation of actin filament polymerization. NCBI's taxonomy places the organism in Eukaryota, Metazoa, Arthropoda, Malacostraca, Decapoda, Nephropidae.
GAAUAUUUUUCAGAGUGUAUUGUAAUGUGUUAGGGUGGGUGAGAACAUCCUCUCUUAUCUGUGUCAGCCAGCACCAACUACUGCCUCCUCCUCCUUCUUUUACAACGCUUACCUCACUUAUUACCACAUUAUCUUAAUCGUUUUCAAAAGCCAUGGCGAAGAACACGUUAAGCUCUGAGUUCCGUAACAUUGAUGUGGACCAGUACAAUGAAGAUAAUUUCAAAGAUGAUGAUGUAGAGCCACAGAGUCCUCCCAUUGGUGUAGAUGAAGCCACCAUUAUUUCAUACAUGAAUUCUGGUAACCAUGCUGAUGCUCUCAAGCUUUUACUGGCAAAUGCUCCUGUUGCAUCUAAGGGAAAGAAUGAACAAGCAAAGGACAUGGCACUAAAUUUAGUCUUGAAGGUGCUGCUGUCAGUCAACAAAUCCCAAAUGGAUCAAAUCAUCACAUCCCUAGACAAGACACAGUUGGAUGUACUAAUGAAAUAUAUUUACCGUGGAUUUGAAAGACCAUCUGAGGGUUCCUCGGCCAUUCUUCUGAUCUGGCAUGAAAAAGUUUAUAACGCAGGGGGAGUGGGAUGUAUUGUUAGGGUGUUGACUGACCGGAAAAGAGUCUGAGGCAGAACUAUAUGGUAAUGUAUGUUAUUUAUGUAAGACUGAAUAUUUUAUGUCUAUAGUGUACUGGACAAUCUAAAAAUGGUGAAUCUAUGUGUCAAAUGUAUAACUCUUAUAUUUUGAGGAUUUUGCUUGAAGGUCAUUAUUCUCUUUCUCAUAUAUAUCUUAUUCUUUAUCACCCUAAAUUUAUAGGAACAAUCCUUAAAUGUAGAUUUGGUUCAUUGUGAAGUGAUCUUUACAAUUGUACAAAAGGAGAAAUAUUAUAGUUCUGUACCAAAGAUUUCAGUUAAGAAAAUUUGUAGCUAAGCAUUUUUAUUUUGUUAAUGGUUGAAGAGGGACUGUCAAUUCGUGCAAAGAAAAUAAAUGAUGUGAUGAUCUGGAGUACAGGACUCCUUCGUUGGUUGGUCCUUUGUGUUGAUAAAAUGGAAACAUUGUUUAUCAUAUUAUAUGAGUACGUAUAUAAAACAUGUCAGAUGUAUGUCAGUACAGUAUAUACAGGUUGAGAAAUUUCUCAUUUUCAAUAAAAAUUAAAUUUUUUUUUUUUUGAGCUCAUACAGUAUAUAUUACCAUUCAGAAAUGAAGAUUACAAACAGAAUUUUAGCUUCUUAAAUAUUUUGUGAACAAUCUGAGUUUGAAUACUAAUUAAGCACUGAUGAAUAUUUUAAAUAAGAAUUUCAACAUCAUUGAGACUAAAUUUAUACUCUUAAAUCAAACUUGAUGGCAACUGCAAGAAUGAAAACAUGAGUUUGAGGGCUUCCUAUAGUAGAGUAGGUAACAAUGGCACAGUUUAUCAUAAGUACUUGUGUAGAAGGCUUAAGAGUAUGGCAGUGGCUUAAAGGUGUGAAGGAAGUGUCAUAAUAACAUUGACAAAGCACGACAGGAAAUUUUAAAGUUUUAAUAUGGA